Molecule: messenger RNA, 717 nt
Organism: Phialemonium atrogriseum
Lineage: Eukaryota; Fungi; Ascomycota; Sordariomycetes; Cephalothecales; Cephalothecaceae
Exons: 1
Coding region: 1-717 (238 amino acids)
Source: RefSeq, a predicted model, not a curated record
AUGCCAUCACGCUACUACUACGACGAAGCCGACGACCUCUCCAUCCCCCGUCGCCCAGUCCCGCACCCUCCUCCCCGCCGCCACCCCCGCCGCCAGCCACAUGCGCACCCAGACAUCAGGAUCGCAACAGACCCAGACAUCAGGCUCGCAACAACGAUAACAACAGCAGCGGACGCCCCCCACCCAGACGCCGAGCGCAUCUACGACUACAUAGCGCGGCACCUCGUCCCCGCCAUGCUGGCCGCCCGCCCCGAGCGGCCGCUGCAGCUGGUCCUCAACCUCGGCGGCGGCGCCCUGCAGCUCGGGUCGCGGUGGGAGGGCCUGGCCGCCACGGCGGCUGCUGCGCGGGAGGACGUGGCGGCCAACAUGCCCGGCUGGGACCAGGACCGGGACCGGGGCUGGGAUUGGGGUCGGGGGUUGUCGGCGGGGGCCCGGACGCCUGGGAGGAGGAGGGUGGGGUACUGCCGUGGGUGCCAGAGGAGGCAGCUUGUUGGGCUGGAGGGGUAUUGCCCGGACUGCGACCCCGGGAUCGGGGAGAGGGGUGGUGGCGGGGGUGGUGGUGGUGGUGUCUGGUUGGACGGGGUGCGCCAUGUGUCGACGCGGGAGCCGUGGGUGAGGAGGGAGGCGAGGGAUCCGAGGACUGGGAGGGGCCGAUACUCGGGAUAUUGGAGUGACUCCGAGGCCGGGGGAGCUGGAUACGCCAGCGGCGCCUGGUAA